GCUCUCCGUGGACCAGCGUGCCGCACUCUGUUCGUGACCAGCGUGGCAGUAGCACCGUCAUCACCUUCGCGUUCGUUCACAUCCCGUCCGUCCGUCCGACUGUGUGGUUCCGCGGACUGUGCCCCGUGUAGCUCUUCUCGUUUGCGAAUCUUUCUUCACAUCACUUGCCGGUUCCGGUUGCAAAGGAAACGUAACGAGCCAACCGAUACGCACGCACCAUUCCGUGUUCCGAACGUUCACCAACACUGUGUAACAUUUUAGUGCAAAUCGUGUAAUAAAAACCGCACCAACAUGGCCCGUCUUCUCGCCCGCUUCUGCAAAACGCUUCCGGUGCAGGGUAGCUCAACUCGGACGAUCCUGCCUGCCGUUACCAUGGUGCCGUCGCGCGCCCGCAGCUCCGACACCCGUAUUCAGGCCGUAAAGCCUAUAGUGGAGAUGGACGGCGAUGAGAUGACCCGCAUCAUCUGGCAGUUCAUCAAGGACAAGCUGAUCUUUCCUUAUGUUAAGGUCGAAGCACUUUACUACGAUCUCGGACUUCCCUAUCGCGACCAAACGAACGAUCAGGUCACGAUCGAUGCCGCCCACGCCAUGCUGAAGCACAACGUCGGCAUCAAGUGUGCGACGAUCACGCCGGACGAGCAGCGCGUCGAGGAGUUCAAGCUGAAGAAGAUGUGGCUGAGCCCGAACGGUACGAUCCGCAACAUACUCGGCGGCACGGUGUUCCGCGAGCCGAUCAUCUGCAACAACAUUCCCCGCAUCGUGCCCGGCUGGACGAAGCCGAUCGUGAUCGGGCGUCACGCGCACGGCGACCAGUACAAGGCGCAGGACUACGUGGUGCGCAAGCCCGGCACGGUCAAGAUGGUGUACACCGGCGAGGACGGCACGGUGGAGGAGAUCCAGCUGUACAAGUACACCUCGCCCGGUGUGGCGCUGGCCAUGUACAACACGGACGAGUCGAUCAGCGCGUUCGCGCACUCGUCGUUCCAGGUGGCGCUGGGCAAGCGGUGGCCACUGUACCUGUCCACCAAGAACACGAUCCUGAAGCGCUACGACGGUCGGUUCAAGGACAUUUUCCAGGAGAUUUAUGAGAAAGACUACAAGAAGCAGUUCGAGGAGGCCAAGAUCUGGUACGAGCACCGGCUGAUCGAUGAUAUGGUCGCGCAAGCGCUGAAAUCGUCCGGCGAGUUCGUGUGGGCCUGCAAGAACUACGACGGCGACGUGCAGUCGGACAUCGUCGCCCAGGGUUACGGUUCGCUCGGUCUCAUGACGUCCGUGCUGGUGUGCCCGGACGGCAAAACGGUCGAAUCGGAAGCCGCACACGGAACGGUCACCCGCCACUACCGCGAGCAUCAAAAGGGACGCCCCACUUCCACCAAUCCGAUCGCUUCGAUCUUUGCGUGGACGCGCGGCUUGGAGCACCGUGCGAAGCUGGACAACACGCCCGAACUGGCCCGCUUCUCGAAGGCGCUCGAGAAGGCCUGCGUCGACACGGUGGAGUCGGGCAAGAUGACCAAGGAUCUGGCCCUGUGCAUUCACGGCUCGCGCAACCUCAAGGACAGCAUGUACCUGAACACGCAGGACUUCCUGGAAGCCAUCUCCGAGCAGCUGGAGCGCACGUGGAAGAAGUAGAGAGUGGCCACACUCGCCCCUCACAUCCCUCCCUGCCUUUCUAUUUUGUAUCAUAUAUGCAGUAAUCUUUUUCCACCCCAAUCAAAAGUGUGUAUGUGAAUUAAAAUAAAAACUUUUUAUUACACUA
Anopheles arabiensis is the source of this 1756-nucleotide messenger RNA. Its product is annotated as isocitrate dehydrogenase [NADP], mitochondrial-like. Lineage: Eukaryota; Metazoa; Arthropoda; Insecta; Diptera; Culicidae. The transcript has 6 exons. Gene Ontology annotation, molecular function: magnesium ion binding; NAD binding; isocitrate dehydrogenase (NADP+) activity. The record is from RefSeq and is a predicted model, not a curated record. Gene Ontology annotation, cellular component: mitochondrion. Gene Ontology annotation, biological process: isocitrate metabolic process. The coding region runs from base 292 to 1629 and encodes 445 amino acids.